ACGGUGGGCGGCGGCGGCGGCGGCGAGCGGGCGGGCCGCGGAGGACGCGCCGCCAGCGCCCUCCCUCCCUGCGUCCUCGGUCCCGGGCCGGCCGGGGCUGCCGCGGCGCGCGGGUGCCGGGCCCUGCCUCGCAGGCCAUGGGGGAAGGGGGCGCCGUGGGGCGCCGCCGGCCCUUCCCCGGGGCGCCGCGGCGGCGCUGGUGGCGGCGGCAGCAGCAGCAGCAGCGGCAGCGGCAGCGGUGGUGGCCGGGCCGCGGCGGCGAGGGCGCGGGGCGCGCCGCCAUGGGCCUGGCCGGGCUGCAGGAGAAUGUAUUUACCGGGCAAUCAAAGAUCUAUUCCUACAUGAGCCCCAACAAAUGCUCUGGAAUGCGUUCCCCCCUUCAGGAAGAGAACUCAGUUGCACAUCACGAAGUCAAAUGCCAGGGGAAGCCAUUAGCCGGCCUCUACAGGAAACGAGAAGAGAAAAGGAACGGUGGGAACGCAAUCCGAAGCGCCAUGAAGUCCGAGGAACAGAAGAUCAAAGACGCCGGGAGAGGUCCCCUGGCACCUUUUCCAAACCAAAAAUCCGAAGCAGCAGAACCUCCAAAAACUCCGACCUCGUCUUGUGACCCUCCCAUUGCGGCCAUCGCCAAGCAGGCCCUGAAAAAGCCCGUCAAGGGCAAACAGGCCCCGCGGAAGAAAGCUCAAGGGAAAACACAGCAGAAUCGCAAACUCACGGAUUUCUACCCCGUGCGCAGGAGCUCCAGGAAGAGCAAAGCCGAGCUGCAGUCUGAAGAGAGGAAAAGAAUAGAUGAGCUGAUUGAAAGCGGGAAGGAAGAAGGAAUGAAGAUUGACCUCAUCGAUGGCAAGGGCAGGGGCGUGAUAGCCACCAAGCAGUUCUCCCGGGGCGAGUUCGUGGUCGAGUACCACGGGGACCUCAUCGAGAUCACCGAUGCCAAGAAGCGGGAGGCUUUGUAUGCACAAGACCCCUCCACGGGCUGCUACAUGUACUAUUUUCAGUAUCUGAGCAAAACUUACUGCGUGGAUGCGACCAGAGAGACGAACCGCCUGGGGAGACUGAUCAACCACAGUAAGUGUGGGAACUGCCAAACCAAACUGCACGACAUUGACGGCGUGCCUCACCUCAUCCUCAUCGCCUCCCGUGACAUCGAGGCCGGGGAGGAGCUCCUGUACGACUACGGGGACCGCAGCCGGGCUUCCAUCGAAGCCUACCCCUGGCUGAAGCAUUAACCGCCCCGCCCGCCCCGCCCUCCCCCUUCUUCCAUGGACAAAGUGCCCUCAAAGGGAAUUGAUUUUUUUUUUUACACACUUAAAUCUUAGCGGAUUACUUCAGAUGUUUUUAAAAAGUAUAUUAAGAUGCCUUUUCACUGUAGUAUUUAAAUAUCUGUUACAGGUUUCCAAGGUGGACUUGAACAGAUGGCCUUAUAUUACCAAAACUUUUAUAUUCUAGUUGUUUUUGUACCUUUUUUGCAUACAAGUCAAACGUUUGUGCUUCCCGUGCAUGCAGUCAAAGACGCAGCACAGGCUUUAGAGGAAAGAGUGAACAUGAACUAGGAAGCUGGGCGACUCUCCAGCCGUAGAGCCAGGACUCUCUUCCCCACGCCCCCCCGACGGCCGUCGGCUGAGCGCAGGCCAGUCCCGGAGGAGCCGCCUCCCGAGGCCCGGACGGGGUGUUCCCAAGCUCUUGUUUUCCUGACGUCUGGACAGGCGCACAAGGAAGUGUAUGAAUAUUUUUUAAAAAAGGUUUCGCAGUAAGCUAGUCUUCCCCUCUGCUUUCUCGAAAGCUUACUGACCCGGUGGCCCGCGAGCGCGGGUCACUCUUCCGCAGGCUGCCGCUCCUCGGGGCACCUCCACGCAUCAGGGCGGGUAGUCAGAGUCGACGUGGGCAGGGAAAGGCAUUGCUCGCCUAGCCCUGCCGGGGCAGGGUUUCCCAAAACUGGGUUGAUUCUUUAUAGAAAUGUGAACACUGAGUUUAUUUUAAAAAAUAAUAAUAAAAAUUUAAAAAUUUAAAAAUACAAAAAAAAAAAAGAAAAAAACCACAGAAAACAACUUACAUGUAUAUAGGUCUUGAAGUGAGUGAAGUGGCUGCGAUUUUUUUCCUUCUUCUUUCUCCUUUUUUUCUUUUUUUUUUUUUGGUUUUGUAGAAGAGAUUUGAGAUGGUACUCUAUUCUAAUCAAAAAUAAGUUUUGUAGUGGGACCAGAAAUUACUUACCCGCUAUCCCACCCUCUUCCUCCCCCCCACCCCCCAAAACCGUGUCCCAAUUCCAAUGGGUUGAAAGUUCUAGACCUUCUGUCAGGCUUUCUGUUUGUCAGACCACCUGGUGUCCUUCCUGCAAAACUGAAGGUGCAGCCAUGAACCGAAGGGGGAGCCUGCUCGCCCCGAAACGCGUGGCCCCCACCCCAGCCGCUGGUGCGCAGGGGAGUGGGCAGGCCCGGCAGCCCAGGGAUCAAGGCUAAGGGUAAAGUUUUCACCUUGACUGUGAUGCAGGAGGGUAGGUCGCUUCCUCCUCCCUCCUGAAGGGAGACCUAUUCUCACUCUGUCAACCUGUAGUCCAGGGGCCCUGGCCCUGGAGCCAUGACCUGGGGUCUCCUGGCCUCCCCUGGGCCUGGGUAAAUGUGAAUAGAGACAGGUAUGACAGCCUGUCGUCAACCUUGAUGUCCCUCCAGCCCUGGCCUCACCACGGUGCUACCUACGAAAGUCUCCCCCCCCCCACCGCCCCCCAC
Molecule: messenger RNA, 2723 nt
Organism: Hyaena hyaena (striped hyena)
Lineage: Eukaryota; Metazoa; Chordata; Mammalia; Carnivora; Hyaenidae
Gene: KMT5A
Product: lysine methyltransferase 5A
Exons: 7
Coding region: 138-1229 (363 amino acids)
Molecular function (GO): protein binding; histone H4K20 methyltransferase activity
Source: RefSeq, a predicted model, not a curated record